This is a messenger RNA of Fusarium tjaetaba, 1428 nucleotides long. RefSeq lists its product as uncharacterized. NCBI's taxonomy places the organism in Eukaryota, Fungi, Ascomycota, Sordariomycetes, Hypocreales, Nectriaceae. The transcript is spliced from 4 exons. Bases 1 to 1428 code for a protein of 475 amino acids. The record is from RefSeq and is a predicted model, not a curated record.
AUGCGGGCCACAAUGGCCGACCUCUCUCGCCUUCGUCAGGAAGAACUUCCUCUGAGCAAUGAAACGAGAAGAGAUCGAGGCCCAACUUAUGCCCCAAGCCGAAACAAUGGAACUGGCCACUUUUCGGUUUCUGUGAAAACUGAACUCAAAAGCCUAUGGGGUGCCAAGAUCAACGAUGCAGAGUCCCAAAGUAUGGAGGGCCUUCAGCUCGAAGAUGCACGACCUUGGGCAAAAGGCCAGAGAAGAGAGAAUCUUCCGAACAUCAUAGUUCACAAAAAUGCUCCAGCUAUCCCUGCUUCCGGUAGAGCGCCCGCUACACGUCAGUCUCGGGGAACUCACGUUCAGUUCAAACCCACGACACCCGCGAGAUGGGGCCCUGGACCUACGGAGACAGCCUCUCGAACCAAUCGUGAAGAGCCUUCGCCUCCGCCUACUCACAUCACGGAAGAGCAGGAUGAGGAUGCCCAGGAACCUAUUGCAUUUGAGUUGUACAAAAGCCAGUGCCACCUCAUUCCCGGGAAGGCUGAGGCACUCAGUAUUGUCACACACAUUGCUGUCAAGAUCAUCGCAGAGAGCGAUGGCAUUCUAGAGAUUCGAAAUGACACUAAGGGCCUCCGAAUCCACAAUGCUCUCGAACUCGAGCAGCCAGUCCUCGACGGACUCUUGUGUACCAUCAAAGUGAAGACUAGGCCCUUCUCUGAGAAGCUUCGCUUUGCUACAGUUAGCGAUGCGCAGGAUUUCAAGAUGAAUCUGAUCAAGCUUCAGAAUGCUCUGCUAGAUCAUCAGAAGCAAAACACCGACAAGUCUCAGAUUAAGGAAAGCAAGGCGGAGGACGACGACGACCUCUUGAUGGCCGCCAGCCCCAUUGCGGAAACGGCGUCCGAUACUUCAAUCCCCGUCGUCAACGGUUCUUCUCAACAGGUGCCCAGCGCGGACCAAGAGCCCCUUAUCAUGAUGGAUGACACUUGGGGAGCGCCAGCUAACAGCAACAUUCACAGCCUGGGGCAUGAAACCGUACAGCUUAGUCAGUUGUUAAACCAGGUUCUGGAGCAGGUCGCUGCCCUGGGGAACCACUCUAGUCAGAGUAUCGAUGGGAUUGAGUAUGAAAUCCUUGACCAGGCUCUUAGCCACGGUCCGCUGCAUGAGCGUGGCGAGCAAGUGCGAGAGGGUCUCUUAGACAUCAUUCGUACCUGCCUCAACAUGGCGGGCAAGCCGGUCCUCGGAGAUACCAAAGCAGUUGAGAUUCCUGUCAAUUUCAAUGCUACAGGUCCUGGUGGUGCAACUGACCAACAGGAGAAGAAUCCGAAGCAGGUGGAGGAUUCAACCAACCGCUCUGUGCUCGGAAUGCCUAAGGGCUUGGGUUCUUCACGUUUUGCCAAAAAGCCGGCGACAUUCCAAGGCAGAUUCACUGGCCCGAUCAAGUACUGA